AGGUGAUGGAGCAGUGUGUAGCCCGUUUGGAUGUUGCCAUGUUCAAUGCCAUCCUUCGUGAAUCAGCAAGUGAGAUACCAACAGACCCUAUAUCUGACCCGAUUGUUAACCCAAAAGUCCUACCAAUUCCAGCUGGUGAUCUAAGCUUUGGGUCAGGCGCGCAGCUGAAGAACUCUAUUGGAAACUGGUCCAGAUGGCUGACAGAUAAGCUUGGUAUAGAUCAUGAUGAUUCUGAGGACAUAGGAGAUGUUGAAGACGAAAGAAGAGCCGCAGCUGAAACGAAAUCGUUUCAACUUCUCAAUGAGCUAAGUGAUCUCCUGAUGCUCCCAAAGGACAUGCUCCUUGAAAAAUCUAUCAGGAAAGAGGUCAGUGUUUGUGCAUAG
Zea mays is the source of this 383-nucleotide messenger RNA. RefSeq lists its product as uncharacterized. The transcript has 2 exons. Lineage: Eukaryota; Viridiplantae; Streptophyta; Magnoliopsida; Poales; Poaceae. The coding region runs from base 6 to 383 and encodes 125 amino acids. The record is from RefSeq and is a predicted model, not a curated record. Gene Ontology annotation, cellular component: nuclear pore.